AUGGCGGCCGAUAUGAGCGGCGAGCAGAUGCAGGCCAAAAUCACCGCGGCCAGACGCGAGGCCGAGGGCUUGAAGGACAAAAUCAAGCGCAGGAAAGAUGAGCUCGCUGACACAACCCUACAGCAAGUGGCUGUGAAUAAUACCGACGCUCUUCCCCGCAUUGGUAUGCGCCCGCGACGCACAUUAAAAGGCCAUUUGGCCAAGAUCUACGCCAUGCACUGGUCGACCGACCGCCGACAUCUCGUUUCGGCUUCGCAAGACGGAAAGCUCAUCAUCUGGGAUGCCUACACCACCAACAAAGUCCACGCGAUCCCCCUGCGUUCGUCGUGGGUCAUGACCUGCGCAUACGCCCCCAGCGGUAACUACGUUGCUUGCGGUGGUCUCGACAACAUUUGUUCCAUUUAUAACCUCUCUGCCCGAGAAGGUCCUACUCGCGUGGCGCGCGAACUCUCUGGGCAUUCGGGUUAUCUUUCUUGCUGCCGAUUUAUUAACGACCGUCGCAUCAUCACUUCGUCCGGAGAUAUGACCUGUAUGCUCUGGGACAUCGAGUCCGGUUCCAAGGUGACCGAGUUUGCCGACCACCUCGGCGACGUCAUGUCCAUUAGCAUCAACCCGACCAACCAGAACGUCUUUGUGUCUGGUGCCUGCGAUGCAUUUGCCAAGCUUUGGGAUAUCCGUACUGGCAAGGCCGUGCAGACGUUUGCCGGCCACGAGUCCGACAUUAACGCCAUCCAAUUCUUCCCCGACGGCAACGCCUUUGGUACCGGCUCAGACGAUACCUCGUGUCGCUUAUUCGAUAUUCGCGCUGACCGCGAACUGAACACUUACCAGAGCGACCAAGUUCUCUGUGGAAUCACCUCGGUCGCAUUCUCCGUUUCUGGACGACUCUUGUUUGCAGGUUACGACGACUUUGAAUGCAAGGUUUGGGACGUUCUUCGUGGUGACAAGGUCGGAUCUUUGAGCGGUCACGAAAACCGGGUCAGCUGCCUGGGUGUCAGUAAUGACGGUAUCAGUUUGUGUACUGGCUCAUGGGAUUCUUUGCUCAAGGUCUGGGCCUGGUAA
Messenger RNA from Talaromyces rugulosus, 1062 nucleotides. RefSeq lists its product as uncharacterized. The transcript is spliced from 5 exons. Gene Ontology annotation, cellular component: heterotrimeric G-protein complex; cytoplasm. The coding region runs from base 1 to 1062 and encodes 353 amino acids. Lineage: Eukaryota; Fungi; Ascomycota; Eurotiomycetes; Eurotiales; Trichocomaceae. The record is from RefSeq and is a predicted model, not a curated record. Gene Ontology annotation, biological process: G protein-coupled receptor signaling pathway. Gene Ontology annotation, molecular function: protein binding; signaling receptor complex adaptor activity.